This is a messenger RNA of Lachancea meyersii CBS 8951, 828 nucleotides long. The record is from the annotation of a GenBank genome assembly. Lineage: Eukaryota; Fungi; Ascomycota; Saccharomycetes; Saccharomycetales; Saccharomycetaceae.
AUGUCUCAGAAUGCGUUUGACCAAAAGAAGGAGCAUAUCCUCGCCGAAAUACACAACAAUAUGCAAGAUUUGUCACCAAAAGGCACGAUCGAUGAGCUCUGCUGGCCGAUCAUGAAUCUCGUCAACUCACACCCAGAUAUGAUCACCACAUCAUCGUGUUCUGGACGUCUCAGCGUCUUCGUCGAGGGCAACAAGUUGCACAACGAGGAAAUGAAAUCUGGUGGGAAAGGAGACGGUGGAAAGUGGCUUUUCGUCACUCAUAAGCACGAGGACGUUGCAAACUGGAGCCAAAACCUAUCAGAACAAGUUGUUUACACAACAGAUCUUCAGGAAAGAUCAUUGGAAGCCUCUGCGCGGUACAUACUCUACAAGUACGAGCCUUUCAUCCUGCAUGUCAAAUGUCGAGACUUUUCGACUGCUAGUAAGCUUUUCAGUACGGCAAUGGCAUGUGGGUUUCGAGAAAGUGGGAUCGGAAGCAACAACAUCGUUGCAGUCAGAGUCAACAUCAAGCUCGACGUGCCAAUCGGGUAUCUGGACCACAGCAGCCAGAAACUUAUUUUCUUCGUGAGCAAGGGCUACAUUGAACAAAUAGACGGAAUGACGCUAUCCAAGUUCUCCGAAAACACCAAGAAGAUGCAUGAGCUUUACGACAAAAUAGAAAGCCAGAUCAUAAAGCCCGCUCAAGAAGUACCGGUGACCAAAGCGCCACAAGAGACGAAGGAAGAACGUAGGGAACGGAAGAGAAUGGAAGGUUUGCUCAGACAGCAACAGAUUUCCCGGGAAAAAGAUGGAAUUGUAGUGCAAACGGACGCUGCGACUCAAGAUUGA